AUGCCCACCAUGGAGCUCACUCCAUACACAUCUACCAUGGGCUUGAGUGGCCUACGAUUGCAAUUCGCCAUCGCCACCAUCGCAACAUGCGCCUUCUGGCUCUUUGGGUACGACAUGUCUGUCAUGGGCGGUGUCAUCACUGAAGAGCCCUUCCUGUCGGUCUUCCCGGAGACUAAAGACGCAACAGUCCAGGGCAUAGUCAUCGCUGCCUUGGAGUUGGGUGCUCUUCUCGGAGCUAUCGUCUGCAUCUUCUACGGCGACAAGUGGGGCCGACGAGGCACUGUCUUCAUCGGCAUGGCAUUCAUGCUGGUCGGAGGUAUCCUGCAGGCAUCAGCAUGGCACAUUGCCCAGAUGACAGUGGGUCGCGUGAUCAGUGGUAUAGGCCUAGGUCUGCAAGUCGCCACCAUUCCAGCAUGGCAGUCCGAAUGUGCGAAACCGAAGUCUCGGGGCCGCUGGGUGAUGAUAGAGGGCGGUCUCCAGACGUCAGGCGUCGCCUGCGGACAAUGGGUGGGUCUGGGGUUCUUCUAUACAUCAGGUCAAGUCCAGUGGCGCGCUCCUGUUGCCAUACAGCUGGCUCCGGCGGCGAUAGUGUUCUGCAUCAUUAUGUUCCUCCCAGAAAGUCCUCGUUGGCUCGUAUCCCACGGCAGAACGGAACAAGCCCGAGUGGUGCUGUCUAAGCUCCGCGGCACGGACGAGUCUGACCCCAGCUUCAUCGCCGAGUUCGGUGGCAUCAUGGCCAGCCAUGAAGCACAAAAGGGAGAAGCGCCGUUUCACUAUGGAGAACUGCUUCAGAACGGGAAAACCCAAACCUUCCGGCGCAUGCUUCUCGGCGUCUUCAUCAACGCAGCCCAGCAGCUCUCAGGCAUCAACAUGGUGUCCACAUAUGCGAACCAGAUUCUGUCGACAAGUUUCGACCUAAGUCCAGGAAUGUCGCACCUGAUCGCCGCAUGCGGAGGUACAGAGUAUGCUCUCUGCUCCCUCCUCUCUGUCUUCCUGAUCGAAGGGCUGGGUCGCCGCAGAGCGUUCAUGUGGACUGCUACGGGCAUGGCAGCCUGCUUUGUCGUUAUUCCGAUCCUAUUAUCUACCAGCUCCCGGUCGAACCAGCUCGCUGGCGCCGGCUUGCUAUUCCUCUUCAACACUUUCUUCGGUAAGUUUGGCAUGGGUAGCGGCCCAUUCCUCUAUGCCGCCGAAAUCGCACCUCUGCGUGCUCGAGCCUCAUGUGCCGCUUUAGGCUCGGUCAGCAACUGGACGUUCUGUUUCCUUGUGGUCAUGACAAUCCCUACAUCGUUUGCAAAUCUCGGCUGGAAGACCUACAUAUACUAUGCGGUCUUCAACGCCGUGUUCGUCCCCAUCAUCUAUUUCUUCCUGGUCGAGACGAGACAAAGAUCAUUGGAAGAGCUCGACGUGGUCUUUGCCACACCUGGCGAUCCUGUCAAGAAUGAGAAGCGCCUGCCGCACGACAUCUCGAUCGCGUCGGCGAAGGCUACGCUUGGAUUGGAGGAUGAAAGUCCUGGGGGCAAGACGGCGGAAAACGUGUCUGCGACUUUUUUGAAGCAUGAAGAGAAGUAA
Cyphellophora attinorum is the source of this 1569-nucleotide messenger RNA. Its product is annotated as Sugar transporter STL1. The transcript has 3 exons. Gene Ontology annotation, cellular component: membrane. The coding region runs from base 1 to 1569 and encodes 522 amino acids. The record is from RefSeq and is a predicted model, not a curated record. Gene Ontology annotation, biological process: transmembrane transport; carbohydrate transport. Gene Ontology annotation, molecular function: carbohydrate:proton symporter activity. NCBI's taxonomy places the organism in Eukaryota, Fungi, Ascomycota, Eurotiomycetes, Chaetothyriales, Cyphellophoraceae.